This is a messenger RNA of Solanum dulcamara, 2520 nucleotides long. RefSeq lists its product as uncharacterized. The transcript is spliced from 10 exons. Lineage: Eukaryota; Viridiplantae; Streptophyta; Magnoliopsida; Solanales; Solanaceae. Gene Ontology annotation, biological process: proteolysis. The coding region runs from base 1 to 2520 and encodes 839 amino acids. The record is from RefSeq and is a predicted model, not a curated record. Gene Ontology annotation, molecular function: cysteine-type peptidase activity.
AUGGCUGAUGUAUCCAGCACGAUGAAGGAUGUUACUGCCCAUUCGUAUUUCUUGUCGGAGGUUUUCUUGUUAAUUGUUGGUCGAAAUACCACAUCGUUAGACCUGGCGGGUAAUAUACUACGAUUUACAAUAAAUGAUUUUGCUAUCAUUACUGGUUUGCGAUGUACCGGUAAUAUCAAUGACUUUCGGUAUUCUGAUGACCAAACAAGUAGAUUAUUGUCUUUAUAUUUUCCUGGUGCCAAAAAUGGAGUCAACAAAGCUCGUUUCGUUGAGCGUUUUCUAGUUGGAGGAUGGAAAACAAACGAAGACGCUGUUCAGAUGGCCAUUCUCUAUUUCAUCCACACUUUUAUUUUUUCUCAACUAGGUGAUGCACCUAUAUCAGUUGAUGAUUUUAAGAUGGUAGAAGAUGGUAGGUAUGAGCAAUAUCCAUGGGGAAAAAUAGCAUUUUCAAAAUUGAUAAAAGGAAUGCGUCAGGAGUUUUCAAAUGCCAAACAAAUGUAUCGUCUAGGCGGCAUGCCAUACGCUCUGAAUGUUUGGAUAUAUGAAUGUGCAUCUCAAGUUCCCUCUGAAAUUGCUGUAAGAGUGGGUAAUAAAAUUCCCAGAAUUCUUAACUGGCGUGUUGUCACCGUGAAGCCAAAAUUUGAGACCUUCAUGUCUACCAUCUUCAGUGAGUAUCCAUGCUCCAACAUUGUCCAAUCUCAACAUGAAAUGGACUCUAUUGUCAUUCAUGGCAGCCAACAGAAACCUGAAGCUUCAACAUCGGCUGCCAAGGUCAAUUUCAGAAAACCUCAUGAAGUCCCAGGAUUUGAGGACUUUUCAACAACACCACCCACAAAAUUAUUAAAGAGAUCCAGUCAUGUCGCUGAUAAAUCUUCUCCACCUUCUUCCAAAAGAAUGAAGACUUCCCCUGCUAAAAAGCCAAUUCAAGUAGAAACAGCCAACAUGCACAAGGAUUUCAUACCACCAAAUGAAUCAGAAAAGCCUGUUUCUCCUGACAAUGUACCAGGGGCGAAGUCAGCUGUAGGAGGUGAAUCUUCCGGUCAUUCGGAUCAAAUUAUUCAUAUACAAUUCAAAGCAUUGAAGAAGUCCAUUAAGAAGUCUCUAAAGAGAUACGUUGACCGGAAGUUCAAGCGUUUGGAGAAUAAAAUUGAUUCAAAUCACAUUGAUCUUUUGAAAGCCAUCGACAGUAUGGCGAACCGAAUGACUGGCACAUCAUCUCAAGUUAAAACAGAUGAUUUUGAUCAAAUAUUCCAUGUGGUUGAACAACAAGAAGCACCUACUGGAUUGGAGGUGGACAAUAUAUCGGAACAAAGAAUUUCAGCAGAUGUUCCUGAAUUAUUUGAUCAGCAGGUUUAUUCUGAUACAUUAAAGGAACCGAAAACAUUAAUUUUUACACCACAAUUGAAGGAUGUAUCAGCACACCAAAUGGAACCACAAAGAUCAGAUACUGAUCAGCUUGUUGUUGAUUCUGAUACAUUACAGAACACUGGAAAGAAAGAUGGAAGAGUAGCCGAUGAUAAAACUGACAAAGUAGAAGAGCAAGUUGAGGAGAUUGAAAAAGAAAAAAUCAAACCAAGCACAUCAGAAUCCAAUACUUCAGCACCAUUUUCGACCGAAACUCUGGAUGUGAUAGAUUCUCUAAUAUACGGACUUACAUUACCAGCCAUGCCAUUGACAGCUCUACCAACCACUCUUCUAUCAAAAGCCAAUGUAUUGUCUGACUAUGCGAAGACACCAUUUCGAAGAAGCAAGAUUCCUUCGAAGAUCUUACAGUCGCCGUAUCUUUCAAACUUUGGGUCGAGUGAAAAGGGAAAGGAAAAUUUGUCAGCUGUUAUGCAUCAAACACACCCUUUUGAAGGUUUUGGUAUAUGCUAUCAUCCCCCAUCCGAGCUUGUCACAGACUACUCUCAAUGGAUAGAUAAAGGACUACUAAAAUCACAUGGCAACAAGAAUUCAAAGGAGGAUCAUUACAGAUCUAAGUGCUCUACAUUCGGCUUUGAAAAAAUGGACUUUGUAGUGGCAUUUUCUAAAGAUAAGAACUGGUUCUACCUAAUGUCACAGCCGAACAGAUGCUGGAACGAUGAAAAGAAAUCGAAGAUGCAGUUGAGCAAUCAGUAUCGAUACACAACGACAAACUGCAUUUUCAAAAUUUACAUCGAAUAUGCACACACACGCUACUAUCACCUUCCACCUAACAUUUCUACACAAGAAGAUAUGGCAAGGGCCACUGUUACAGCUCAUCACGAGAGAUCCGUGAAGAAUAUAAUAAGAGGUUUCUCAAUACCAGCCGGUUUGCCAUGGCAUUUGGUAGAUGAGGUAUAUAUUCCAGUAAACUGCGACAGGGAUUUUCAUUGGGUUCUUGCGGUAGUUGUUUUGAAAGAGAGUUUGAUACGUGUGUAUGAUUCAUCGCCUAGACGAAGAAGUAGCAACCCUUUCCUAGAGAUCCAAAAGAUAGCAGCAAUGCUACCAACAUACCUGCAAGACAGUGGUUUCUUUGACAACAACGAACGUUCUGAUUAG